This is a messenger RNA of Marmota flaviventris (yellow-bellied marmot), 2965 nucleotides long. It is a transcript of the gene Pomt1, whose product is annotated as protein O-mannosyltransferase 1. The record is from RefSeq and is a predicted model, not a curated record. Gene Ontology annotation, cellular component: membrane. Gene Ontology annotation, biological process: protein O-linked glycosylation. Gene Ontology annotation, molecular function: mannosyltransferase activity. Lineage: Eukaryota; Metazoa; Chordata; Mammalia; Rodentia; Sciuridae.
UGUAUCGCGCGGGGUCCCCAGAGCGUUGGUCCCCAACGGUCGGCCUCCUAGGAGGUUCCGAGGCGUGACCCGGCGCCGGGAGCGCUCUGCCGGGCUCCGAGAAACCCGAGUGUCCUCCAAGCCUGCUCUCCUGCACCAUGUUGGGAGUUCUGAAGCGCCCGAUAGUGGUGACGGCUGACGUCAACCUGAAUGUGGUGGCUCUGGCUGGAGUGGGACUUCUGAGCCGACUGUGGCAGCUCUCCUACCCGCGCGCUGUGGUUUUUGAUGAAGUGUAUUAUGGGCAAUACAUCUCUUUUUACAUGAAACGGAUCUUCUUUUUGGAUGACAGUGGACCACCAUUUGGCCACAUGCUGCUGGCCUUGGGAGGUUACUUAGGAGGAUUUGAUGGUAACUUUUUGUGGAACAGAAUUGGAGCAGAAUACACCAGCAAUGUGCCUGUGUGGUCCUUGCGCCUGCUGCCGGCACUUGCUGGGGCACUCUCCAUCCCCAUGGCCUACCAGAUAGUAACUGAGCUCCACUUUUCUCACUCUGCUGCCAUGGGAGCUGCCCUGUUGAUGCUUAUGGAGAACGCCCUGAUCACUCAGUCCAGGCUUAUGCUUUUGGAGUCGUUGUUAAUAUUUUUUAAUUUAUUGGCUGUGUUAUCCUACCUGAAGUUCUUCAACUCCCAAAAACACAGCCCUUUCUCUCUGCAAUGGUGGUUCUGGCUGGUGCUAACCGGGGUCGCUUGUGCCUGCGCCGUUGGCAUCAAAUACAUGGGUGUUUUCACCUACUUGCUUGUGCUUGGUGUCGCUGCCGUCCAUGCCUGGCACCUGAUUGGAGACCAGACCUUGUCAAAUGUCUGUGUGUUUUUUCAUUUGCUUGCCAGAGUGGUGGCCUUAUUGGGCAUCCCAGUCAUCCUGUACUUACUCUUCUUCUAUGUCCACUUGAUGCUGGUCUACCGCUCUGGGCCCCAUGACCAGAUCAUGUCUAGUGCCUUCCAAGCCAGCUUGGAGGGAGGGCUGGCCCGCAUUACCCAAGGCCAGCCACUGGAGGUGGCCUUCGGUUCCCAGGUCACUCUGAGGAGCGUCUUUGGCAAACCCCUGCCCUGCUGGCUCCACUCUCACCAGAGCACCUACCCCAUGAUAUAUGAGAAUGGCCGGGGCAGCUCCCACCAGCAGCAGGUGACCUGUUACCCCUUCAAGGAUGUCAACAACUGGUGGAUCGUGAAGGAUCCUAGGAGGCAUCAGCUGGUGGUGAACAGCCCUCUGCGGCCUGUGCGGCACGGGGACGUGGUGCAGCUGGUGCACGGCAUGACCACCCGCCUCCUCAACACGCAUGAUGUCGCGGCCCCACUGAGCCCCCAUGCCCAGGAGGUCUCCUGCUACAUUGACUACAACAUCUCUAUGCCUGCCCAGAACCUCUGGAGGCUGGACAUUGUGAACAGAAAGUCAGAUAGAGACGUCUGGAAGACCAUCUUGUCGGAGGUGCGCUUUGUGCACGUGAACACGUCUGCCAUAUUGAAGCUGAGCGGGGCACACCUCCCCGACUGGGGGUUCCGGCAGCUGGAGGUCGUAGGGGAGAAACUGUCGCGGGGUCACCAUGGGAGCAUGAUGUGGAACGUGGAGGAGCACCGGUAUGGCAAAAGCCAGGAGCAAAGGGAGAGGGAGCUGGAACUGCACUCCCCUACUGAGGUCGACAUCAGCAGGAACCUCAGCUUUAUGGCCAAAUUCUCGGAACUGCAGGUGACAGGAACUGCAGCUGAGGCCCAUGCUUUGUUGCAGUGGAGGAUGCUGACGCUGCGCAGUGAGGACUCUGAGCACAGGUACAGCUCCACGCCGCUGCAGUGGGUCGCCCUGGACACCAGCAUCGCCUACUGGCUGCACCCCACAACCAGUGCUCAGAUCCACCUGCUUGGAAACAUCGUGAUCUGGGCCUCUGCCAACCUCGCCACAGCGGCCUACACCCUGCUCUUCUUCUGGUACCUGCUCAGACGGCGAAGGAGUGUCUGUGACCUCCCUGAGGAUGCCUGGCGGCAGUGGGCCUUAACCGGGGCCCUGUGUGUUGGCGGCUGGGCACUGAACUACCUGCCCUUCUUCCUGAUGGAGAAGACACUCUUCCUCUACCACUACCUGCCUGCACUCACCUUCCAGAUCCUUCUGCUCCCAGUUGUCCUGCAGCACGUCAGUGAUCACCUAUGCAGGUCCCAAGUGCAGAGAAGCCUCUUCAGUGCCCUGGUCAUAGCCUGGUAUUCCACUGCAUGUCACGUGUCAAACAUGCUGCGCCCACUGACCUAUGGAGACAGGUCACUCUCACCCAGUGAACUCCAGGCCCUUCGCUGGAAAGAUAGCUGGGACAUCCUGAUCCGAAAACACUAGCAGAACAAGCACAGCAAGAAUCGUCUGGGCUGGGGUAGGACAGGGUUUCUUAUAACCAUUUUUACCUUUGACAAGCAGAGGGCUGUCAGCCUGCAGCCUGGUGGGCUCACAAGGUCGCCCUGGAACUUAAUUGCGGUUCCAUUCUUAAAGCAAUCCUCUGAAGAGCACAUUAUUUGGAGAGGUUUUAUUUUUCUGAAUAGUGAAGAACAUGCUCCCUCCACGCCCUCCCACCCAUGAGGCCCCUUAAGCUCAGGCAUGUGAGUUUCAGUGGCCAACACAGGAGCCACAUGUGAAGGCAGGCCAGUGACCUGCGAGCCAGGACCUGCCCAAGAGGCCCUCAAGGUGUGGGCUUGGUGUUUGAUUUGAUGGGCUCACUCAACUGAGCAGGCUGUCCCUGUCCUCAGCAAGGCCCUGCAGGCCGCCCUGGACAGCCGUCUGGUGGUGUGGACAUCUUUUUGAGGCCUACAGCAAAUGCUGUUUAAAGACUGACUCCUCAGGUUGCUUUAUAAAAACCCCUUCUGAGAUUUUUAACAGUCGAGGUUGGGCCACCUGUACAUUUCCCUGCCCUCCCUUUGCCUUCUUUUCUAAUGGAAAUAAAAGAGACGAACUGA